This is a messenger RNA of Aspergillus welwitschiae, 6338 nucleotides long. RefSeq lists its product as uncharacterized. Gene Ontology annotation, biological process: regulatory ncRNA-mediated heterochromatin formation. Gene Ontology annotation, molecular function: zinc ion binding; helicase activity. The transcript is spliced from 6 exons. Lineage: Eukaryota; Fungi; Ascomycota; Eurotiomycetes; Eurotiales; Aspergillaceae. Bases 1 to 6102 code for a protein of 2033 amino acids. Gene Ontology annotation, cellular component: nuclear RNA-directed RNA polymerase complex; nucleus. The record is from RefSeq and is a predicted model, not a curated record.
AUGGCUGGUGCGAAGGAAACCUCUAAUACACCUCAGCGAGGGAGAAGAGCUUCCAAAGGUCGUCGUACUAGAGGCCCUGUUGCCGCCGGCGGCAAUAACGGUCUUGCUGGAAAGGAGAAUACCUCGCCUCAUAAUAAAACGGGCAAACGAUCCCAGAAAGGCAAGAGCAGGGGACGGGGACGUGACAAUAUGGUUCGUCCAGAGCCUGCAGACUGCGAUAGUCGUGCCGGGAAGACAUCGCGGAGUGGCUAUAGGCCUUUACCUGGUACUUCCAGGGUAAGCUCAUCGGAAGCUCCAGCGAGCGAUGAGCUGUCAGCAGCCCAGAUGCAAGUAUUUCUUGAAGCUGGCCUGGCUAUGAUCGACGAGUCACCGGACACGAGAAGAACAUUCAUCGAAAGCCUGGCUACCGAGUCUGGUCUUCGCAAAGUCCGACAGAUAGUGGAGACUGACUUCGCAAUAUCCUAUAGCGUUUUAAAGCCUAUGUUUGAUCCACACUGUAUAUUGUUCUUUCAACUGGUCUCUCACAAUGAGGUGCUAUCUUCACUUAUACUUGAGAAGGCCGUGGGGACAAUCUACAACGUCAUAUACGGCCCCGGUGGUCGAAGGGCAAUUGGGUUCUUCACAAAAGUGACAGACUACCUCACCCAGUUCAAAAGUGAUGGCAGAAGUCAAGCUGUUGUCCAACAUGUCGCCACGCCAACUGAGGUGUUGUCUCUGGUUUCGAGAGUGCUUCUUGGUACUUUAACUUUGAAUCAUGAGGCUGCAAUACAGGUAGACCUCAAGAAGAUUGCCGACAGGCUUUACGACUGCUGUCAUGCCGACAACGCCGACGCUAGGGCUGGCGAUGACAACCUGCAGCUGGCAUACGAGAAUAUACUCAAGAUUCAAGAAAUCUUUUCUAUGGGGGACUCGAUCCCUAUGUCACAGAAGCCCGAUCAAGUGCAAAAAAUCAAAUCCAAUCAGCAAAACAGCACGAGGUAUAUAGUUGACCUACCCGGCGAAUUGUCUGACCACGGCCCUCGCCAUGAUAAUGACAAAACGGCAAUCUCGGAUAUUCAGAUCUUGCCUACAAAAUCAGAGAUACUGAAUGCUGAUCGACCUGAAUUCCUCCCCGCACGAUGCGCUACCGGCUCCGCCAAUAUGCAUCACGAGUGGGGCAUCCGUCGACUUCUCGAUAGUCAAUUCCGCCUUCUACGAGAAGACACUUCUGGUGUGCUUCGCGAAGGCAUAAGAUUAAUAAUACAUGCAUGGGAACUAAUUGUCCACGGGACAGACUGGCGGCUAAAGCGCAAGUUUCUUCGUGACAAUAUGCCAACUCCGGUCCGGAUUUAUUCAGGAGUCAAAAUCCGACAAAUAAAGUCAGAGCAAUUCAAAGGGAUAGAAGUAAACUUGGAAUUUGAUCAGCUUCCUAGACUGAAGAAUGUAAGUCCGGCAAAAAGGAAACAGUGGUGGUUUGACUCAAAGGCCUUGAAAAAGGGUUCAACCCUGUUGGCCUUGUUAGACGCAGAAGAUGUGGAUGACACAUCUGCAAUCUACUUUCUUGUCUCAAAGAGGGAGACCAGCUAUGUCGACAAAGACAAACAGGGCUCUGUCACGGGCGAUCGUGUCAGUGACGUAGUUAGCGAUGGCAACAGAGCUAUGGUUACUUUGGGGCUAGUGGGACCACCCAAUCCGCCAGACUUGGAGAGACUUGUUUUGUUCUCGAGAAGCAAUCCCUUUCCCCGACCGCUCAUACUUGUGGAAUUUCCAGCCAUUCCGUACAAUUCCUUCGAGGGUAUUCUGAGGUGCCUUCAGGUGCUACAUCAGAACCCAGCACGCAUGCCCUUUACUGCAUGGCUAGCCCCGAGUUCCGAUAACCAUGAACUGUGCGAAGCACUGAAGGGAGGUAGCACCGACGCUGGCAGUAUCAGUAUACAACCCCCUGUAUACUUCCACAGGGAUCUGUUACUCGACCUUUCUUGCCUCCCAGGUCAAGGUGAAAUCGAGGACGCAAGUCAGAUACUGUCUAUGUCUCUUUCCCACGAUCCUAGGAUGCUCUCUGCAGACCUCUCCAGGGCAACUGAUUUAGACGAAGGCCAGGCAAAUGCGUUUAUUUGGGCACUACGACGAAAGAUAGCAUUGAUUCAAGGCCCCCCGGGGACUGGAAAAUCAUACGUAGGGCUACAGCUGGCUCGAUGUUUGCUGCACAACAAGGAUCUGCUGGACCUGGGCCCGAUACUAUGUGUAUGCUACACAGCCCACGCACUUGAUCAAUUUCUUGAUGGUCUUCUUAGAUCGAGUGUUACCAAUAUUAUCAGGAUUGGCCCUCGUAGUGCCUCUCCACACAUUGAAAGGCUCUCACUCGACAUGAGAAAGCAAGAGCCAGGGCCCCGAAUUAAAGGCCUUCCUAGGCUAAAGGAUGAAUCACGAGUGAAGUUACUCAGCAUAAGUUCAAGGAUUGACGAGCUCCUGAAGCAGGCCCAGAGUGGUUGUCACAGUCUUGUUCUUGGGAUUUUGAAGAAAAGAUUCCCCGCCCAAGCCAGCCGCAUAACUUCGGAGUCUCCUGGUGAAACGGACACGAAUGCAUUGCAAGCGUGGGUUUCUGGUGACGCUCCCGGAGACUGGAGCGAAGCCAAUAUUGAGCGCUCCAUUGACCGACUACUUCAGGAGGACGUCUGGACGCUCAAGGCCUCUGAGCGGACUCGUCUCCUUAGUUACUGGCAGGAGGCGGCUCUUGCAGAGAUCAGUCAACAGGUAUUGACACUUCUCGAAGCUCAUUCAGCAGAAAAAGAGCGAUAUACUUCAGCGUUCAACUUGUCGGAUGUGCAACGCCUGAACAACUGCCAGGUUGUAGGGGUAACUACUACCCAACUAGCAAACAAUGCUGAGUUACUUCGAAACCUUAAUGCAAAGGUGCUCAUAUGUGAAGAGGCAGCAGAGGUUCUGGAGUCGCAUGUUCUCACUGCACUAAUACCCUCGAUCCAGCACGCGAUUCUGAUAGGAGAUCACUUGCAGCUACGUCCACGCAUCUCUAACCUUAGGUUGUCCAUGGACUAUGAACGGGAGAACCCCAAGUACAACCUCGAUGAGUCACUGUUUGAGCGACUAGCAAACUUCCGCUUCGGAGAAUCAACAUCUAGUGGUACGGGUGGACAGGAUCAGCAAGAAUAUAGCUUCCCUGUGAUGCAGUUGAGCCACCAACGGCGGAUGCACCCAUCCAUUUCCGAACUGGUACGCAAGACUUUAUAUCCAAAGCUCCAAGAUCAUCCUACGAUGACCUCAUAUCCCCUUGUACCUGGUAUUGCUCGCAGGCUAUAUUGGCUCGACCAUUCUCACGUGGAAGAUCCAACUGACCCUACAGAGCCAAUGCAAAGCAAGACGAAUACGUGGGAGAUUGGGAUGGUAACCGCAUUGGUGCGGCAUCUCUGUCAACAAGGCAAGUAUGGGCCCGGCGAAAUUGCUGUAUUGACGCCAUAUGUUGGACAAUUGAGGAUGUUCAGGAACGUCCUGGAAAAGGAAAUGACCAUAAUCAUCAGUGAAACGGACUCGGAUGCGCUUGACGAAUCUGAGGGGUUACAAGUGAGUGGACCCUGUAUGAACGAGCAUGGGAAAUGGUGCGGCAAACAGAGGGCUCCACAGAAGGGAAGCCUUCUAGAUGCCAUUCGAUUGGCUACGGUCGACAAUUUUCAGGGCGAAGAAGCCAGUGUCGUUAUUAUCUCCCUCGUUCGCAGCAACAGAUCCAGAAAUUGUGGGUUUCUGAAAAUACCGAACAGGAUCAACGUACUUCUAAGUCGCGCCAAACAUGGCAUGUAUAUAAUUGGCGAUGCAAGUACGGCAUCAACCGCACCCAUGUGGUCAUCCGUUAUUCACCUGCUGGAAAAAGGCGCCAAUAUUGGCCCGAAACUUGAGUUACGUUGCGAUCGUCACCCCUCAAACGGGUUUUACGUUGAUUGCCCAAAUGACUUCACCAUACACGCCCCUGAAGGCGGGUGUGCGGAGAAAUGCGGACUAAGGCUAGACUGCGGGCAUACCUGUCCUGUGAAGUGUCACUCGGAAAGACAACACAAAGCGGUCAAAUGCAUGGAGCUGUGCACUCGGAUGAAAAACUGCGGCCAUGCAUGCCCAAAGAAAUGCCAUGAACAAUGUGGGGAAUGCUUGCAGGUAGUCCAUAAUGUCCUUCUUCCCUGUGGGCAUAUAGCGGAGGCCGUGGAGUGCAGGCAAAUGGGCAAUCUCGCAAAGGUGCGGUGCACUAAACGCGUUUCCCGCACCAUGGAUCGCUGCGGCCACAGCGUCCAGAUACGCUGCUUUGAGAAUGAUGGUGCAGUGAAUUGCUUUCAUCCGUGUGAUAGCCCAAUGCCUUGCGGACAUACCUGUCGGCGGCUAUGCUGGCAGUGUAGAUACACAAAGGGCGAUUCCUACCACAUCGAUCAUGGCCAUUGCCGAAGCCCAUGUGGCCGGGGAUUCUCAGCUUGCUCGCACAGCUGUGGCCAAACAUGUCAUCAGGGUACAUUGUGUCCACCUUGUAAUUUGACAUGCGAAGUGCGCUGUCGGCACAGCCGUUGUGCAAAGACUUGCAGUGAAUCGUGCCCUCCAUGCGCAGAGACAUGCGGAUGGGGCUGUGAGCACCGCAAACAGUGCGGUAUGCCAUGUGCUGUCCCAUGUAGCAACAUCCCUUGCAACUUGCGAUGCAAGAAUAAACUCACGAGUUGUGGACAUCAAUGCCCUGGUCUCUGUGGGGAACGAUGUCCAGACUCUCGCUUAUGUCGCAUAUGCGGCAGACCAGAUAUUCUGGAGCAGAAUGUUGAUCUUAUAGAGCUCAAGCCAUACAAGGACAUCAAUGUCGACGAAGAUCCAUUGGUAUUCCUCUCCUGUGGUCACUUCUACACAGCCUCAUCACUGGACGGCAUAAUGGGGAUGUCUGAGCAUUAUGAAGUAGAACCAUCUACAGGCAGGAUACUUGGUCCGAAACUUAACCACCGAUUAUUUGAUUCUGGGCGUCCGAAAGGGUGUCCUCAAUGCCGUGCACCACUCCGCGAUAUUGACCGCUAUAACAGAAUUAUCAAACAAGCAUUCCUCGAUGAAGCAACGAAGAAGUUUGCCACUCAUGCAAGCAUUAAGUUUGGUCACCUGGUGGAAGAGGUUGAGGGCUACGAGAAAGAUAUCAUAGGCGAAAAAUCGAAAUUUGUCUCUGACUGGUACCAGGAGACUGUAGAGACAAGGAGUGCCGAUGACGUCAGGCGCUCGGUUGAUGUCUAUCGCGGACGGGGAAACAGACUUCUGAACAAAAUCAAAGAAUUUACUAAAUCUGUGGCAAAAUCCGAGCAGCCAUUUGGGAGGGUCAGUGAGAUGCUCGCGUCGGUAGCAGCGAGAAAGGCUGGCACGCCUGCGACACCCUUCCAAUACAAUGAGUCGGACAUACAAACAGGGUUUCAAUCACGCGGCCAUGUUCUUGCUCUUCGACUCACCUGGGUUCUUUUCUGGAACUAUGACAGCAUCUACAGCAACAAGAGAAUUGACCCACGCAUAAAGGUGACUCUGGCCCAAGUGGUAGCAAAACAGAUUGAUGGUCUACUGAGCCAAUGCGAAGCUCUAACAAAGUAUUGCCAGGAGGCUAAAUUUCUGCAGCAGGAGGUGGAAACCCGAACAUAUCAUGUCCUGUUCUCGGUGCUGUCCCUCAGCAAUCGGGAAACACGCGGUAACCCUGUCAGUGGAACCACCGAAGCCAAGAUCCGGGAAAAGGCACUGAAAGAACUCGAAGCCUGCGAUGCGAUAUGUUUGCGCCAUUCAAAGAUACUGUGGUCUCUGCGUGAAGAUAUCGACAAAGCAAGAAGACUGGUCAAUGGUGGAACAUUCUACAGCUGCGUCACCAGCGAAGAAAGACGGCAGGUCUACCAGGCCAUGGCGGCACAAUUCAAUGGUACAGGCCACUGGUAUUAUUGUGAGAACAACCAUCCGUUUGCGGUGGGGGAAUGUGGGAUGCCGAUGGAGGAAAGUCGCUGUCCGCAGUGUGAGGCGCCAGUGGGCGGGCUCAAUCAUGAGUUUGCUCAAGGGAUCCGCAGAGCAGAUGACAUGGAUGUGGAGUUUGGCGGUUCUCUUUCUCUUGAGGCGCACACAGACUUAUAAAGCUGCCUAUCACAUGAGUAUUGAUAACGGAGCCGUUCAAAAGUAUGCAUAUACGAGAUGUGUUUCUGAAAUGGUUUGCACUAGAAGCGAGCUAGCAGAAUGAUUACGGGCUUCGUGAUCAAGGAGGUAAAGCAACACCAUUAACACAUAUGCUAUCGUAGCACAACAUCCCAUAACGCUCCACAUCUCUGGGUGUAACUAGUGUAGUUGUUAGGAGUAAUGGUUUUCAAGAAGCA